Messenger RNA from Drosophila eugracilis, 3637 nucleotides. RefSeq names its product protein MMS22-like. Gene Ontology annotation, cellular component: nuclear replication fork. Lineage: Eukaryota; Metazoa; Arthropoda; Insecta; Diptera; Drosophilidae. Bases 204 to 3530 code for a protein of 1108 amino acids. Gene Ontology annotation, biological process: replication fork processing; double-strand break repair via homologous recombination. The record is from RefSeq and is a predicted model, not a curated record. The transcript is spliced from 3 exons.
UCGGUUAUCAGUCUAAGGGCAUUCCAGAAGUGAUUUAAAUAUAAUCCACCUUACAAAUUUAAAUUGUGGUUUAUGCCUUUUAUUUGCUGAAAUAGUCACAUGCAAAAAACAUGUAUGGAAGUGUAUCUAUGAGAUAAAAACUAUAGCAAAACGCUUGCCAAGUUCAAAUAUAAAUCCAAUCCCCAUAAAUUCCCGUCUGCGUCAUGGACUACGAUCUGUUCCAUUCAGAUGAUGAUGAGGAGAUCCUGACCGCUUUCACCCAGGCUACCCAGAAGAUGCAGCGGGAAGCCCACAAUGGGCAAAUGGACGAAGGCGAUGUCGAAGAGGAAGACACGGACGAGGGACUGGACUUCCUGCCGGAGUUCUGCUGCAGCGGUCGGGACUCACUGAAGACCCAAUUUUCGAGUGAGGGUUUUUUAAAGAAUGGCUUCGCCCAACUGGAUCCACCUCACUGUCAGUUGGAGAAUCUAUGCUUCGACUUUUCCCAUGGACAAUUGUCAGUUGCCGCGGUCCGGAAUUACCUGUAUUGGGAGGCCUGCAAAAAUGUGCAGAAACUAUUUGGGGCCGUGGAGGGUCAACAGCAAUUGCAGACCCCAUCUGCCUCCAUGAAUUCCGGUUGGUUUCGCGUGCGUCAGGAGGUUAGCCAUAUCUACCACCUGUUGCUGACCUUGCGGGAGAGCUGCAGCGAGCUGCAACCCGAAGCAUUAAAGUUUCUUCAGGACCUUCGCCAAUUGCUUAACAAUCUGCUGGAUGCGGAUGCUUGGAAGGUUUUGUAUUUUGCGGAACAUAGCAAAGGAAACGAGUGUCAAGCACCGGCCUACCACUUGUACCAUGGAAUCCUAGAGUGGCGUUUCUUAGAUCUACACAUACUGUAUACCUCUGGGGAUGAUCAAGGCUUUCUCGGGCAGCUGGAGCGCACGCUGGAUGAUCUGAUCGUGUGUGCCAGUCAACACUACCGUGGCAGACAUCGUCCGGAGCUGAUCCAUGUAUCGCCGUUUAUGUGUCGCUGCACAAAAGAAAUGUGGUUUCUUCUGAAGAAUCUAAUUCCAAAAUGGCUCGGUGAUAGGGAUCUGGACUUUUGGAUACUUUUUCACAAGGCAAUGCAGAGGCACAAGACAAACUACUUUCAGGGCGAGAACAAUGGAGUUUCCUUGGCAUACCAUGAGUUCUAUUCCUGGUUACGACUUGGCCUGGCUCGUUUAGGAGAAUUCAACUGCGAGGGUCUGUACCAGCCGGAUGAUAAACUCACCACUCCACCUGGUAGCUUUCAAACCGCCAAUUUGCUUAAGCAAUUCCUGACCUGUCAGCCUGAUGAGCAGCAGCGACGUGUGUAUCUUACGUUACUCUCUCCUCUACAACUUCAACUCGGCCAGCCAGAUACAGAUGUGUUAUGUCAGUUGUGGGAGUACUUUCAUCGAUCCCUGAAUUGCAACUUUAGUGCGGGAAGUGAACUGGAUCAGCUGCCCCUCACCUGUCCCAAUGGAGCUGCUUACGUAGAGCGUUACAGCAAACUGCUGGCCAAAUCCCAACUAGAAGAUCUGAAUCUCAGCAGCUUUACCGUGUACGUCUGGAUGCUGGGUAGGACCCUAAAGCUGUUGCCAUUGCAGGGUCGAAGUAACCAACGACAAAAGCUGCUUGGUCGAAUCUUCAGCAAAUUCAGUGCCGCGAAACUGUUAGCUCUGAAUGAGCCGGGAAUUCACCAUGUAAUCGAACUGUUUUUGUGCCUACUACUCUGUCACGAGGAUUUAAACGACUUGGCUACCAAGCUUCGCGAAAUGCUGCUCUGCUUGGCCCUGGAUAAGCUGCCUCCGGUGAGGAGAGUUCUUGUGGCCAAAGGUCAUAUGGCUGUGCUCCUCCUGCAUGCCCAGCAUCGUCUGUCCAUGGACGACUAUGUGGCAAAGCUGGUGAACCAAUUGGCUACCAUUCGGAAUGACACUGAGGUGGGAGCCAUCUAUGUGAACAGUAUGCAGGCAAUUUUUGAUCUAGCGGAUGACUUUAACCGCGGAGAGCAGCAGCUUCUGGGGCCCUGGCUAACGCACUACGUGGAAAAGAGUGGUCAGGCAGCGCAGGAUCGUGUUUGGCAGGCCCUGUACCACCUAAUCCAGCGUCUUGACGAACCAAGAGCUGUGACAGGCAAUGCUGGUGGCAUGAAGGAGGCACUCCAGCAACAUAUUCUGCCACUUCUGAGAACACAAUAUGUAAGUGGCCAUAGCUCAUGGCUCCCGAAGCUGGCAGCCAACUUUGUUGCUCUGGAGAAAGACGGGGACAAACUGCUCCUCGGUCUCCUACAGGGACCAGAACCUAUUAAUAUGGCCGCCUCGGCUCAGUUAAUGCUUCAUGUAUUGAAAGACAACGGACGGCUUACAAGCUCCACGAUCCUCCAGGUUUGGGUAAAGUCUCUAGUUCUUCUUAACGCGCAGCAUGAGUCUGUACUGGCUUUAACGCACCACGUCACACAUUUAGAUGAGUUCCGACAGCUAGGCAUUGAUCCAGCUUCUUUGGAAGAUGGCCGUGAGCCACUCUGUGCGUUUUUCGGAGCUUUGGGAAGACGAGCGCAGCAGGAGGAAGCUGCGGCACACGUCCGGAUGCAGUUAAGCCACAAACUGCAUGCAUAUGUUAACCACUUUGAGCUUUGGUUGCCGCCGGAUCGACUGCGAUCGGAACUCGGAUCCCGAUUCUACAGCUUCCUGGCAAUCGUCAUCUACAACUGCCCAACUCUGGCGUACGUACGCUCCAAGCCCAGCUGUUUUUUCCACCUAGCCAUGGUUCGUUUUCUACUCACCACGCAACUACAGGCAGGAGUGCCGCCUGAGGGUCGCCUACCCCAGAUGGUACAUAAGAUUUUCCCUGUGUUGCUGCAAGGGAUUGGUCGUCUGCCCUACCGCUCGGACACUUACAUAGCCAAAACACUGGAGCAACUAGUACAGCACUGGACGCCGCACUUUAGCUUUUCACCCAACGCCAAACUGGUGGCUCGUCCGUAUGCCACACUCCUUCAAGCUGAUGUAGAUGGAGUCUUGGCACAGUUCGUUCUUCACCUUCUGGUUAGCCAGUUUCUUGUAGUUCACCGACGAAAAGCGGGCCAGCAUGCGGGUUUGGUUAUCACUAUCAUGCAUCAACUGAUCGAAGGCACGGGUAAGGAGCAGGAACAUCAGCUGCUGACCAUUGUGCGCGGGGUGCACAUCCCUCUACUUGAGCACGUGAUGUUCGUGGACGAACUGGACCUUAGUCGCAGUCAGGUGUUUGGACUCUAUGGUGUGCUAGUAUCCCACGAGGCAUUCAAGCGCUCACAGGCCGUCAAGGAUAUCUGCUCCAAUGACUUACAAACUCUGGCCGAGAAGCACUUGGCUCAUUGCACCUACUUUUACUUUCAAAUGCUGAUAAAGCUGGCAGAACUGGCACCGAAUCUAGUAGCUCCACUCUUGCCUUUUGUAACGAGCAAGGCAAAACAGGUGGAGCAAAAGCGCGGCGCUGGCGAGGAUGUGGGAAUACGCAAAUGCUUGCAGCGACUUCAGAAGGUGUUAAGCUAGGUUUGGUUUUUCCUUUUAAGAGUAGUUUUAGAUGAGACCCGUAAUCCUUCUAUAGAUUGUAGAUUUUAAUUGUAGUCAUUAACAAAUAUAUUAAUAUUGUUUUCAUA